This is a messenger RNA of Drosophila sechellia, 2694 nucleotides long. RefSeq names its product chorion peroxidase (gene Pxt). Bases 103 to 2532 code for a protein of 809 amino acids. The record is from RefSeq and is a predicted model, not a curated record. Gene Ontology annotation, biological process: response to oxidative stress. Gene Ontology annotation, molecular function: peroxidase activity; heme binding. NCBI's taxonomy places the organism in Eukaryota, Metazoa, Arthropoda, Insecta, Diptera, Drosophilidae. The transcript has 8 exons.
GAAUGCAAAAUGGCGGCAUUUUAAGUUCAAUUUAUCACGAUUAGGUUGAGCUUGUCGGUUCUUUUUUAAGUAUAAGCCAACAAAUGUUUCCUUAAACGCAAAAUGAGUCGCAUUUUAUUUAUUUCGUUGCUACUUAUUGUAACGCAACUGGGCGAGUUGCAGGCUGCAGCAUUUUCUGUGCGCCAAAAUCGUUUUGAUGAAGUUUCUGAUUUGCAGACUCCUGCACCUGAGGCCACUUCCACUGAAUCUUCUAAGAAACCCGAAAAAGCUACCAGUGGUCUGCUGAAAAAAUGUCUUCCCUGCAGCGAUGGUAUUAGAUGCGUGCCCCAAAUCCAGUGUCCCGCCCACGUUCGCAUGGAAAGCCAUGAAAAGCCUCAGAUUUGCGAUCUCCCGGCUGGUAAAUUUGGUUACUGCUGCGAGACUGGACAGAAUCACACUGCUCCCAAGCCGGAGACCUCUUCCAAGGAACGCCGAUCCAGAUUUCCCACCAUUCUGUCACCCGCAGUUUUGGAUGAGGCGCGUCGCUACUUCGAGCACUUGAUGCAUGGAGUUGCGCAGAUUCCGGUGCGCCGUGGCUUUCCGGACUUUGCCCAUGGCCUGGUUUUCCACUCGACGGCCAAGGAUGACCUUCACAACUUCGCCAUUUCGAACAGUGCCAUUGAACAAGUGAUGACCACCCAGUUGUUUGGCAAGAAGGAGCAGGUGCCCGUCGAAGAUUUCAUCACCAACAAUGUGCCCAUCAAGUUCACUGAGACUCCGCUGGCACACCAUUGCCAACCGCCCCCAGUUUGCGGCAAUAUUCGUUCUAUUUAUCGCAGCAUGGAUGGCACUUGCAAUAAUCCAGAACCACAGAGAUCGCGGUGGGGUGCUGCUGGUCAACCAAUGGAGCGCAUGCUGCCCCCCGCCUAUGAAGAUGGUAUCUGGACACCGCGUGCUCACUCUUCUGACGGCACUCCGCUGUUGGGCGCCCGUAAAAUCUCACGAACUCUGCUCUCGGACGUUGAUCGUCCUCAUCCUAUGUACAAUCUCAUGGUGAUGCAGUUUGGACAGGUCUUGGCUCAUGACAUUUCACAAACUUCUUCGCUUCGUCUCGAGGAUGGCAGCCUAGUGCAAUGCUGUUCCCCCGAGGGAAAAGUAGCUCUCAGUCCCCAGCAAAGCCAUUUUGCUUGCAUGCCGAUCCACGUCGAGCCGGAUGAUGAGUUCUUUGCAGCUUUUGGUGUGCGUUGUUUGAACUUUGUUAGAUUGUCUCUGGUGCCUAGUCCCGACUGCCAACUCAGUUACGGCAAACAGCUGACCAAGGUGACACACUAUGUGGACGCCUCGCCGGUCUAUGGGUCGAGUGAUGAAGCAUCUCGUAGUUUGAGAGCUUUUCGCGGGGGCCGUCUGCGAAUGAUGAAUGAUUUCGGUCGUGAUCUGCUGCCCUUGACAAACGACAAGAAGGCAUGUCCCAGUGAGGAAGCCGGAAAGUCCUGUUUCCAUUCGGGAGAUGGCCGAACAAACCAGAUCAUAUCCCUGAUCACCCUUCAAAUUUUACUGGCCCGGGAGCACAACCGCGUAGCCGGUGCACUACACGAACUAAAUCCAUCAGCCAGCGAUGAAACGCUCUUCCAGGAAGCUCGACGCAUCGUCAUUGCCGAGAUGCAGCAUAUCACCUACAACGAGUUCUUGCCCAUUAUAAUUGGACCACAGCAGAUGAAGCGCUUCCGUUUGGUGCCGCUGCACCAGGGCUAUUCCCAUGACUACAAUGUUAAUGUGAAUCCAGCCACCACAAACGAAUUCUCGGGCGCUGCCUAUCGCAUGGGUCAUUCCAGUGUGGAUGGCAAGUUCCAAAUCCGGCAGGAACAUGGUCGCAUCGACGAAGUGGUCAAUAUACCAGAUGUGAUGUUCAAUCCUUCGCGGAUGCGCAAGCGCGAGUUUUACGACGACAUGCUGCGCACUCUAUACAGCCAACCCAUGCAGCAGGUGGACAGCUCAAUCAGCCAGGGACUCAGUCGCUUUCUGUUUCGCGGGGAUAAUCCGUUUGGCCUGGAUCUAGCUGCCAUUAAUAUUCAGCGAGGACGCGACCAGGGUCUGCGUAGCUACAACGAUUACUUGGAAUUGAUGGGUGCACCCAAACUGCAUAGCUUCGAGCAGUUCCCAAUUGAAAUUGCACAGAAGCUGUCGCGCGUUUACCGCACUCCCGACGACAUUGACCUCUGGGUGGGUGGCCUGCUGGAGAAGGCAGUCGAGGGUGGUGUUGUGGGAGUGACCUUUGCUGAGAUCAUAGCCGAUCAGUUUGCACGCUUCAAGCAGGGCGAUCGCUACUACUAUGAGUACGACAAUGGUAUCAAUCCUGGCGCAUUCAACCCUCUGCAGCUGCAGGAAAUUCGCAAGGUAACGUUGGCCCGCCUCCUUUGCGACAACUCCGAUCGCCUUACGCUCCAAGCUGUGCCAUUGGCCGCAUUCGUACGUGCCGAUCAUCCGGGCAACCAAAUGAUUGGCUGUGAUGAUCCCAACCUGCCUUCUGUUAACUUGGAGGCAUGGCGUGCUUGAGGCACUUUUUUUAUUCCACUUUUAAUUUAUUUAUCGAUUUUUUAAACUGCAUUUAUAUAUGCGAAUGUGCCGCCGAAUUGUAUAUCCCCGUUUUAUAUAACUGCGGCUUAACACAGAAACCAAAAUAAAACUGCGAUCCAUUAAGCUGAUUUUCAUUGCUAA